Molecule: messenger RNA, 953 nt
Organism: Mytilinidion resinicola
Lineage: Eukaryota; Fungi; Ascomycota; Dothideomycetes; Mytilinidiales; Mytilinidiaceae
Exons: 2
Coding region: 321-953 (210 amino acids)
Molecular function (GO): protein binding
Source: RefSeq, a predicted model, not a curated record
UGUCGACGGGGUGAGGUUUAGAGGUGGCAUGAGAUACUCAGCGACUCUCUGAGCGGGUAGAUAGAUCCGUGCGACCUGGUGCUAAAUCAAUCACGUCCAAGUGCUGGAAGUGGGUCGAAGCAGCCUUGACGGUGUCGUGAAGCUGUCCGAAGACCAUGAGUGUCUACCUCCUGGUGAAUUGAGCAUGAGUGUCUACCUCAUGGUGAAUUGAGAGCUCUGAGCGGGAAUAUAUAACAAUAUGAAGUUGCUGACCUUUGAAUACCUCAUCCCACAACCACACUACAACACAACUCCGUUUCCACAGGCACCACCAAGGCAUAAUGGCGGAAAGCGCGCCCAAAACGACUCCCCCCAGUUCUCGUGUCCCUUGUGACAAGGCUAUCAGCAGCAUCAACGGACCGACAAUCGCCCUUAUCAUCAGCAGCGAUGACACAACAACUUUCCAUGCUCACGAGGGGCUCAUCUGCGCCAGUUCACUGUCCUUAAGAAACGCAAUGAAGCCAGAACGGGCCGAGAUGCGAGACGACCCUCGUUCAGUUGACAUGCCGGAGGACGACGCGGACACUUUUCGGACUUAUAUGCAGUGGCUCUACUUCAAGCAUCUGCCUGUUGGCAAUGAUGAAGGGCAUGCAGAAGGAUACGUUCAGCUCGAAAGCAUCGGAGAAGACAAGCACAGACAGUACCCUACCAAAGCAGCUGUCAACAUCAUCUACAACGGUACGCUUGAGGGAUCACCUGCGAGGCGUCUCCUUGUGGACUUCUGGACAUGGGUUUCCCAGGAGAGUUGGACCAAAAACGCUACCUUCGACAUGUAUACGGCUGUAUUCCUGUUUGAUGUGAUGAGAUCGCUGUCUAUCAAGCGUAAACACCCUCAGGGUGAGAAACCAUGGCUCAAGUCACCUGAAUCAUAUGGCAAAGACGGAGCUAAGGAGGAAGCUAACGAUACAGAGUAG